Entelurus aequoreus (snake pipefish) is the source of this 666-nucleotide messenger RNA. RefSeq names its product ladderlectin-like. The coding region runs from base 102 to 605 and encodes 167 amino acids. NCBI's taxonomy places the organism in Eukaryota, Metazoa, Chordata, Actinopteri, Syngnathiformes, Syngnathidae. Gene Ontology annotation, molecular function: signaling receptor activity. The record is from RefSeq and is a predicted model, not a curated record. The transcript is spliced from 7 exons.
CGUUAACAUACUAACAUACAGAACAUUCCAGGGCGGCGUCAGGCUGGCAUAAAAAAGGAGGGCUCACUGUUGUCCUAAGUGUUCGCAUCUUGGCUGCAAAGAUGGCAUUUUCUCUUGGCGUGUUCUUCCUCCUGAGUGGGAUCAGUGGACUGAUGUCUCAUGCACGACACAGUUCCUCUGGCAAAGGUGGAUACUGCCCUGAAGACUGGACUCAGUUAAACGAUCGCUGUUACAUCUACUUAGACUAUCCCAGUACUUUUGCAGCUGCAGAGAGAACCUGCAAACUUCUUCAUGCCAAUCUGGUGUCCAUCCGCAGUAAAACAGAAAACGCAGUCGUUCUCCAACUGAUCCGCAACGCUAAUGACGGUGACCUCAUAGACACCUGGACAGGACUCCAUGACACCAUCGAGGAGGAUGACUUCAUUUGGACUGAUGGCACAGAGUUUGACUUUGCCGACUUUGCCGACGGAGAGCCCAACAGCUUGGGUGGAAAUGAAGACUGCGUGGACAUCGAGGGAGAUGAUGGACAGUGGCACGAUAACGAGUGCAGUGACGAGAGCCCAUUUAUUUGCAGCAGAGACGUCAUCGUCAAGAGUGACCACUAACUAACCAUGCAAGGCAAACUAUGACUCUGCUUGGCCAAUAAUCUUCCCUGCAGAACCUUUC